CUCGUCUCUUAAAAUUGGAUUUUGCUUCAUAUCAAUAUCGUCACUAGGCCAGCUCUCCAUUUCUGAUCACCAGAUCUGCCGCCGGUGUUAAGCUUUCAGGAAAAGGAGAUCAAAUGGGUCGUGGAGUUAGUGCUGGUGGUGGGCAAAGUUCUUUGGGAUAUCUUUUUGGUAGUGGAGAGGCUCCAAAGCCAGCCGUUAGCAAUGCUCCAGCUCCUCAGUCUGACACUCUGCCUGUGAAUGCUGAUCCUUCACCUAAACCCGCUGCUGCUCAGCCGGCUAAUGUCACCAAGCAAAUACCUGCUGGUAUCAGUAACUCCUCUACAAACAACUACGCUCGAACAGAUGGACAGAACACAGGCAACUUCCUUACGGACCGGCCAUCGACCAAGGUACAUGCGGCCCCUGGAGGCGGCUCAUCUCUGAAUUACCUCUUCGGUGAUGGUCGAAGCAAUUAGCAACUUGUCUUUGUCCCGUCGGAAAGUAUGUCUCUCAUCUUCUUUCUGAACUUUGUAAAAGAAAAGAGAUGAGAAACUUGGUACUGCUGGCUAAGAAAGGUCUCAUCUUUUUCUACCACAUUGUUCAUUUUCUCGAAUCUCGAUCUGGUUUUUAGAUUAGUGAAAAUUUUCGUAGAACUUUCUCACAACAGCAUAUUUGAUUGUAUUUGUCAAAUAUGAAGACAAAGUGGACGCA
Camelina sativa (false flax) is the source of this 690-nucleotide messenger RNA. RefSeq names its product protein SPIRAL1-like 1. The record is from RefSeq and is a predicted model, not a curated record. Lineage: Eukaryota; Viridiplantae; Streptophyta; Magnoliopsida; Brassicales; Brassicaceae. Gene Ontology annotation, biological process: cortical microtubule organization. Gene Ontology annotation, cellular component: cortical microtubule, transverse to long axis.